Molecule: messenger RNA, 1482 nt
Organism: Pteropus alecto (black flying fox)
Lineage: Eukaryota; Metazoa; Chordata; Mammalia; Chiroptera; Pteropodidae
Gene: P3H4
Product: prolyl 3-hydroxylase family member 4 (non-enzymatic)
Exons: 8
Biological process (GO): collagen fibril organization; peptidyl-lysine hydroxylation
Cellular component (GO): endoplasmic reticulum
Molecular function (GO): collagen binding; protein binding
Source: RefSeq, a predicted model, not a curated record
GCCGCCGCUGCCCCGGGGCCUGUGCCCGGCCCCGACGGCGGCGACGAGUGGGCCCGCGAGCUGCGGCUCUUCGGCCACGUCCUGGAGCGUGCCGCCUGCCUGCGGCGAUGCAAGCGGACGCUGCCAGCCUUCCAGGUGCCCUACCCGCCGCGCCAGCUGCUGCGCGACUUCCAGAACCGCCUGCCCUACCAGUACCUGCACUACGCGCAGUUCAAGGCUAACCGGCUGGAGAAGGCGUUGGCUGCGGCCUACACCUUCCUCCAGAAGAACCCGAAGCACGAGCUAACGGCCAAGUAUCUCAACUACUACCGGGGGAUGCUGGACGCGGCCGAGGAGCCUCUCACGGACUUGGAGGCGCAGCCCUACGAGGCGGUGUUCCUCCGGGCAGUGAAGCUCUACAACAGCGGGGAUUUCCGUAGCAGCACGGAAGACAUGGAGCGGGCCUUGGCCGAGUACCUGGCCAUCUUUGCCCGGUGUCUGGCUGGCUGCGAGGGGGCCCAUGAACAGGUGGACUUCAAAGACUUCUACCCCUCCAUAGCAGAUCUCUUUGCAGAAUCCCUGCAGUGCAAGGUGGACUGUGAGGCCAACUUGACCCCCAACGUGGGAGGCUACUUUGUGGAGAAGUUCGUGGCCACCAUGUAUCACUACCUGCAGUUUGCCUACUACAAGUUGAAUGAUGUACGCCAGGCCGCCCGAAGUGCUGCCAGCUACAUGCUCUUCGACCCUGAGGACAGUGUCAUGCAGCAGAACCUGGUGUAUUACCGCUUCCACCGGGCUCGCUGGGGCUUGGAGGAGGAAGACUUCCAGCCCCGGGAGGAGGCCUUGCUCUACCACAAUCAGACAGCUGAGCUGCGGGAGCUGCUGGAGUUCACGCACAUGUACCUGCAGUCAGAUGAUGAGAUGGAGCUGGAGGAGACAGAACCUCGCCUGGAGCCUGAGGACCGCCCAUCAGAUGCUGAGUUUGAGGGGGAGGGUGACUACGAGGAAGGCAUCUAUUCUGACUGGUGGCAGGAGCCAGACGCCAAGGGUGAUGAAGCUGAGGCUGAGCCAGAGCCUGAACUAGCAUGAGAAGAGGUCUACCCCUGCACCUUUCAAGAGCUUGGGAAGCCUGGGUCCUAUGGCACCAGCCUGGACAUCAGCAAGAACUAUUUAUUAAAAAUGUAAAAUGGACAUAGCUGACCAGGCCCCAUCUCAUCCUACCUGUGAGUGCUGCUCUCCAGACCUCUCCUGCCUCCUCGCUGGAUCUCUGGACCAAAGGAUGGUGGUGCUGCAGCUGCUGACAGCCUGUCCUUCUCCUAGUGCGCGCCCCACUAGGACAGUCUCCUGGAAGAGAAGAUUCCAGCUCCUCGUAGUUGGAGUCUCAGCCUGAAUUGCAGAGACAGAAGAGGGGCAGCUGGCGUUGUGAAGAGCCCUGGACCAGAAGUCCAGUGGUUCCUGGCACACUAGCCCUGGGUGCUCAAUAAAUGUUUCUCGUUGAAUGAA